AUGUUGAGCACAUACGUACCCAAUUUGGUGCAACUCGAUCUGACCGACAGUUUCCUCCCGUCAUUAAGAGAUUUCGCGUUCAAGUUGGACAAUCUGAAAAUACUAACGGUGACCUCGUGCGGUCUACGGUCGCUGGACGGAAUCUGGAACGUACCGAACAUAGAAGAACUAUAUGCCGCCGACAACGACAUAAGCGACAUAACGUUGUGCUCGACACUGACCGAUCUAACCGUUCUGGACUUUGCCCGAAACAAAAUUAUGAACUUGUCAAAACUGCAUUUUUUGAACUUCUGCGAACGGUUACGAUGCCUGACCCUGUCCGGUUGUCCGGUAGCCAAAAUUGAAGAUUUCAACAAAAAAAUACGAGAAAUAUUGCCAAAACUGAGUGAACUCAACGGAAUCCAAUCGCUGGGUAAGGCCGUUUAA
This is a messenger RNA of Adelges cooleyi (spruce gall adelgid), 426 nucleotides long. RefSeq names its product leucine-rich repeat-containing protein 56-like. NCBI's taxonomy places the organism in Eukaryota, Metazoa, Arthropoda, Insecta, Hemiptera, Adelgidae. The transcript is spliced from 3 exons. The coding region runs from base 1 to 426 and encodes 141 amino acids. The record is from RefSeq and is a predicted model, not a curated record. Gene Ontology annotation, molecular function: protein binding.